Mya arenaria is the source of this 1339-nucleotide messenger RNA. RefSeq names its product phospholipase B1, membrane-associated-like. NCBI's taxonomy places the organism in Eukaryota, Metazoa, Mollusca, Bivalvia, Myida, Myidae. The transcript is spliced from 13 exons. Gene Ontology annotation, biological process: phospholipid metabolic process. The record is from RefSeq and is a predicted model, not a curated record. Gene Ontology annotation, molecular function: glycerophospholipase activity. The coding region runs from base 55 to 1269 and encodes 404 amino acids.
AUUUAUUCCUAAUUAGUUCAGUCCUCGUUUCUUGGGCGCACUAACACCAUCACGAUGUGGAAGGUUAUGAUGACAAUCGUCGCGUUUUGCGCGCUUGCAGAGGCGCGUUUAAACAUGAUGGAGCGGAUGAAGCUGGCCUUUGAGUACGUGCAGAGCAACGAGACUCUCAUGGAAAUGUACAGGGAACGUGUUCACAUGCACCAGAUGGCCGUGCUGAAACAUAACUCCCGUCAGAGGCGUACUACAGCAGCUAGUUUCCUCAAUAACUGUGUAAAUUCGUACCAAAAGUCUUCAACACCACCCACAUCCGUGAAUGACCUCCGACCUGAGGACAUAACAAUUGUUGCAGCUCUUGGCGAUUCACUCACGGCUGGCAAUGGUAUUUUAGGGACCAACAUUUUGGACUGCAUGAAAGAAUACCGUGGGCGAUCAUGGAGUAUUGGUGGUGAUGAAAGCUUUCAAAAAGGGGUUCAGACGCUUCCUAACAUACUGAAACUAUUCAAACGCGAAGGCAAAUACCUCCAAGGUGCCUCUCUCGGACUCUGUGACACUUCAAACCUAGGAUGUUCUAUAUUCAACGUCGCCGUUGCGGGACAGACCUCACAGGAACUGCCCGCACAGGCCACUGAGUUGGUUACAAGACUAAAGAGCACUUAUUUUGGAGUUGAUUAUCUGAACGAAUGGAAGAUUAUUACCCUCUUCAUCGGCGGGAACGACCUUUGCGAAUACUGUCACGACACUAAUAAGUACUCACCCGACAGUUAUAUAGCAAAGAUCAACGAAACUUUGAAGAUCCUUUACGACAAUGUGCCAAAGGCGUUUGUUAACCUAGUUGAGAUCUUCGACAUCACACCACUAGCCGGUGUUUCACAGGGCUUCUUCUGCAAUCUUGUCACCGAUAUGGUGUGCGACUGUGCCAAAAACAACAAUAACCAUGACAUGCUGUCGAUUAUAUCAAAACUGUACCAGACCAAGACGCAGAAUCUCAUAUCAACUGGCAUCUACAAUGACAAAAGUGACUUUGCCGUUACGCUGCAGCCUUUCUUCCGGGACACAACGCCCGUCAAAACUACCACCGGAGCCUAUGACCUCAAUUACUUUGCCCCCGACUGUUUCCACUUCAGUGAGCUCGGCACAUACGCUGCAGGAAAAUCACUCUGGAACAACAUGAUUGAACCAAUUGGUAUGAAACAGACGUCAUGGCAUCUAGAUGGUGACUUUGAGUGUCCUCCCAACACUGGCCCAGUGUUCAAGACCAACAGAAACUAGCCGUCAUAAUCCACAUCUAUUACAAAUGGACUUGGUCGAGCAAGCACAAAUAAAAAAAAACUGAACGAUA